Molecule: messenger RNA, 1788 nt
Organism: Hirsutella rhossiliensis
Lineage: Eukaryota; Fungi; Ascomycota; Sordariomycetes; Hypocreales; Ophiocordycipitaceae
Product: catenin-beta-like, arm-motif containing nuclear domain-containing protein
Exons: 3
Coding region: 1-1788 (595 amino acids)
Cellular component (GO): spliceosomal complex
Source: RefSeq, a predicted model, not a curated record
AUGGCGAGCAUCGACGACAUCUUCAAGAAUGUCGGCGUGCCCAGCAAACGCAAGUUAGAAGCCAUCAAAGAUCCAAACGAGAUAUACAAGUCCAGCAAGCUCAGCACAAACGGCUCCAGCAGCCGCCGAGCCCACGUCACCGACGCAGGCGAUGCCGACAGCAACGGCGGCGCUGACCAAGACGACGAAGCCGGCCUCGCGCCGCCCCCACAACAAGAUGGCGAUGACGCACCCGACGAGGGCGAGGACGACGAGGGCCGCUUCUUUGGCGGAGGUAUUACCGCGAAAGAGUCUGAGGUCCUCGACUACGUAGAGGGCGCCGGCGAGGCAAACGAGGACCCCGCAAAGAUCGACGUCGGCUGGAUGCGCAAGACGGCCCAGAACUUCGAGAAGCGCAUCACCAAAAACGCAGAGCUGCGCGCCAAGCACGAGAGCGAGCCGCAAAAGUUCAUCAGCAGCGAGGCCGACCUCGACGCCGACGUCAAGGCACUGUCAAUACUGUCGGAACACCCCGAGCUGUACCCAGAGUUUGUCAAGCUUGGCUGCGCCGGCAACCUGGUCGGCCUCCUCGCGCACGAAAACACAGACAUUGCCAUUGGCGCCAUCGAAAUCAUUGGCGAGCUGACGGACGAGGACGUGGCCGCCGCCGACGACCAGUGGAACAUGCUCAUCGACGCCCUCAUGGACGUCGACCUCGUCGGCCUCCUCGUUUCCAACUUUGCCCGCCUCAACGAGGACGAUGAGACGGACCGCAACGGCGUUUACUACGCGCUGGGGAUAGUAGAAAACCUCUGCUCCCGGCCCGCCACGGCAGCCCGCGUCGGCCAAGAGGACGGCCUGCUCAAGUGGCUGCUGCAGCGCAUGCGGCGCAAGGAACCCUCCGUGUCGCAGAACAAGCAGUACGCCGCCGAGGUGCUCGCCAUCCUGUGCCAGUCGACGCCCGAGACGCGGCGGCGCAUCGUGGGCCACGACGCCGUCGACGGCAUGCUGCAGCUGAUUGCGCCCUACCGGAAGCUCGACCCGGACAAGAGCGGCGAGGAGGAGGAGUACAUGGAGAACGUGUUCGAGGCGCUCACGUGCCUGGUGGACGAGGCGGCGGGCAAGGCCAAGUUUGUCGAGGCUGAGGGCGUCGAGCUGUGCCUCAUCAUGUUCAAGGAGGGCAAGAAGAGCAAGGCGCCCGCGCUGCGGCUCGUGGACCACGCCACGACGGGUAGCAGCAGCGGCGGCGCCGACGUCUGCGUCAGGCUCGUCGCGGCGGGCGGGCUCAAGGCGCUCUUCACCCUCUUCGCCAAGACGCAGGACCACCGGCUGCUGACACACCUCGUCGGCAUCAUGGCCUCGAUGCUGCGGCUGCUGCCGGCCGACUCCCCUGAGCGGAUCCGCACGCUGGCCAAGUUUGUGGAGAGGGACUACGGCAAGACGGCCAAGCUGGUGCAGCUCCGCCGCGACUGCGCCGCGCGCGUCGGGCGCGCCGAGGACGAAUACCGCGCCGCGGGCGGGGCCGCGGGGGGCGCCGAGGACCCGGACGAGGCAGAGAUGGAGCUGCUGGCGCGGCGGCUCGACGCGGGGCUAUUUACGCUGCAGCAGCUGGACGUGUCGCUGGCGUGGCUGGUGGCCGAGGACGGCGGGGCGCGCAGGCGCAUCAAGCAGCUGCUGGCGGAGCGGGACGAGGACCUGGGCACCGUCGCCGCCACCAUCAAGGAGCAGCUGGGGGCGCUGGAUACCACCGACGAGGAGAACCGGGAUGUAAGCGACAUGUUGGGUACACUAUUGGAGUUCCUGCGAUAG